AUGGUUCUGCUCAGCGAUGGUAGAGGCCGAGGGCGCCCAGCACGUUUGGAACUAACGAAAGAUAUGCUUAUGAUCCAAAUAACUGCCAGUGGCGCGUUUACGGAAAGCCUAAAGGAAUCGACAGCUGAGCCAGGCUCUGCGGAAGAGAGCGGUCUUCUAUACGUUGGUGACGCAAUCGUUGAAAUUAACGGGCAACUGACGGAUGGUAAAACGCAUGAUGAAGUGGUUCAGAUUCUCAGAGAUACGGGCGAU
Messenger RNA from Gongylonema pulchrum, 252 nucleotides. The record is from the annotation of a GenBank genome assembly. NCBI's taxonomy places the organism in Eukaryota, Metazoa, Nematoda, Chromadorea, Rhabditida, Gongylonematidae.